This is a messenger RNA of Anarrhichthys ocellatus (wolf-eel), 2223 nucleotides long. It is a transcript of the gene arrdc1b, whose product is annotated as arrestin domain containing 1b. NCBI's taxonomy places the organism in Eukaryota, Metazoa, Chordata, Actinopteri, Perciformes, Anarhichadidae. The transcript is spliced from 8 exons. Gene Ontology annotation, cellular component: cytoplasm. The record is from RefSeq and is a predicted model, not a curated record. Gene Ontology annotation, molecular function: ubiquitin-like ligase-substrate adaptor activity; ubiquitin protein ligase binding. Gene Ontology annotation, biological process: protein transport. The coding region runs from base 53 to 1378 and encodes 441 amino acids.
CUCGCUGCUUUCAGAGACGCAGAGCGGCGGAGUAGCGGAGCGGAGCGGAAACAUGGGAAAGCUUCAAGAAUUUGAUAUCACUUUUGCCAACAACAAGGUGGUUUACGGUCCGGGAGAGUCCAUCGGCGGAACUGUGAAAAUACGAACCGUCCACUCGCUGCAGUACAAAGCCAUCAAGGUGAACUGUCACGGCUCAUGUGGCAUCUCCAACAAAAUGAACGACGCCUCGUGGACUCUGGAGGAGCAGUACUUCAACAGCACGUUGUCGGUGGCCGACAAAGGAACCCUGGGGGCAGGCGAGCACAGUUUCCCCUUCCAGUUUCUCAUUCCAGUCGCUGUUCCGACUUCCUUUGAGGGACCCUUUGGGAAGAUUAUUUACCGCGUGAGGGCGGCUAUCGACACGCCCCGCUUCUCUAAGGACUACAAAGCCCAGAGGCCCUUCUACCUGCUCAACCUGCUCAACCUAAAUGAGGUGCCUGCCAUUGAACAUCCGAGUUACGCUGUGACCACGAAGAAGUUCAGCUACCUCCUGGUGAAGACGGGGACCCUGAUGCUGAAAGCUCGCAGUGACCUGAGGGGUUACAUCCCCGGGCAGGUCAUCAAGUUAGCCACUGAGAUCCACAACAAGUCUGGGAAGGACACAGGGUGUGUGCUGGCCAGUCUCAUACAGAAAGUGACCUACAAGACCAAGCGGCCUGUGUUCGACCUGCGGACCAUCGCAGAGGUGGAGGGAGCCGGAGUGAAAGCAGGAAAACAUGCAGAGUGGAGAGAGCAGAUCAUCGUCCCUCCUCUUCCUCAGUCAGCACUGGCCCGCUGCAGCCUCAUAGACAUCGACUAUUUCAUUCAGGUGUCACUAAAAUCUCCAGACGCCGUCGUCACUCUGCCCAUCUACAUUGGGAACAUCGCUGUGAACUUGUCUCCGUCGAGGCCCGUGCUCUCCUGUCCAGACCGCUGCGGCGCAGCCGUCGCACCCAGUGCGGCGGGCGUGACGCCCAGUGCUCCGCCGGCGGAGGAGGAGGAGCCAGAGGAGGGGCUGUGUGCAGGCGGCGUGGCCAGUGAGGAGAUUCCCACCAAGAGUCACUCUCAGCAGGAUCCCUCAGGUCAGCCGGUCACCAUGUCCCCCAGCGCCUUCAGCCACGCACCGGGUGCGGCCCUUGCUCCUGGCCACAGACAGCCCAACGCGUCCGCUCCCCUGUUCUGUGUGUCCACCGGGGCCACCAUACCUUUCUUCACCGAGGGAAACGUGACUCCCAUCCCCACUUCCUGUUCUCUCAUCCUCCCUCCAGAGUACAGCAGCUGGGACUACCCUCAUGAGCCCCCACCCACUUACGAGGAAAGCUGCAGUAGCGCCGACUCCAGUUUCAACAGUAGACAGUAGAGAAGAAGCCGGUGAUGAAGCAUCAUCACCCACUCUCGUCCGCAUUCGACACUCUCGACUAAUCGAGACAGAGACACCGCGGGUUACAGAGGAUGGACGAUAACUCCACCCCCAAGAACACCCCAAAGAUUGUUUCCUUGUCCUCGAAUAAGUAAAAAAAGAAAAAGGGAUCAUAUCUUAUAUUGAGUAUAAGUUUAAUUUCUCGUGUCUCAUCAGGUAGAGUCAGACCGAAUGGGUGAACAUCACUGUGCCUAAAAGAAGUAUUUUGGAUCACCACACAGCAUUUCCAAUAUUCAGUGAUUGGACAUGGAGUUCAAUCUGUUUUGUUUUUCCAAUCCAUUUUUGCAUCUGUGAUGCCUUGAAAAUUAUUUCGGCCGACUGUGCCCUUGUUAUUGUGGUCCACCGCUGUCCUCGGCAGCAGCAGCAGGGCAGAGAUGUCUAAAGGAGAACUCAUUACCAGAGGUUGUGGUUUGUCUAGUUUAACUAGUUAAAACACCAGUGUGUAGGAUAAUCUGUGAUUAUAGCAUCUUCAUAAUAAUACCACUAGAAGAGUCCAGUCAGAAUCCUACACAUAUUGGCUUUAAAGACAAAUACAGUCCCAGCAGCACCUCUCAGUUGUGUAACCUGAAACAGAGGGAGCAGUAAAAUCAUCAAAAAUAACUUACUGUAGUGAGAAUUUGUAUAUUUUCUAGCAUUACUUUUAUCGACAUGACAAACAGGAAUAUUUAUAUAAUAAAAAAUGUUUUACUUAAAUUUGACUCUAGACAAGAUAUUUUAUGUUGAGAGAAAUGAAACACAUAGAGUGUGCUCUGAUCUCUUUUUGGAAAGAUUGAUUAUCUUAGAUU